Messenger RNA from Podospora pseudopauciseta, 3180 nucleotides. RefSeq lists its product as uncharacterized. The record is from RefSeq and is a predicted model, not a curated record. Gene Ontology annotation, molecular function: DNA binding; DNA-binding transcription factor activity, RNA polymerase II-specific; zinc ion binding. Lineage: Eukaryota; Fungi; Ascomycota; Sordariomycetes; Sordariales; Podosporaceae. Gene Ontology annotation, biological process: regulation of DNA-templated transcription; DNA-templated transcription. Bases 1 to 3180 code for a protein of 1059 amino acids. The transcript has 4 exons.
AUGGUUCGAGACGACAUCCCAGAGGAAGGACCUGGUGAUGUGCAGCCCACCAACAAGGUAUUCUGUACAUACUGCGGAAAGGGCUUCACUCGCAAAGAGCAUCUCGAAAGACAUCUUCCACAGCACACCAACAUCAAACCACACGUCUGUCAGUUUUGCAAGAUAGGCUUCAGCCGUCGGGACUUGCUGCAACGGCACAUCUCCUCGCUCCACGAACAAGGCCCCAUCGAUGCUAUCACGGGCGGGAUGAUGACUGUCACAGGACGGACACCCAUUUCGUGCCAGAACUGUGCCACGGCAAAGACAGGAUGUGACAAAAAGGUGCCAUGUACGAGGUGCGCUGAAAAGAGCCUCCACUGUGAGGCUCGCUAUGCCCGACGGUCGUCCAAGGCGGCUAUUCGUGUCCAGCAGGCACAUGCUGCGCAAGCAAGCGCUGUUGCAUCCCAUCAACAGGCGGCGGCAGCAGCUUCGGCUGCUGCUGCUGCUGCCAAUUUCAUGGCAUACCCUGCCGCUCCGUUUGGCCAUGUGUCCCACUUGCCUGCGACCAUCAACCCCUCGUACAUGGACCUUAUGAGAGGUGUUCCACUUAAGAUGGAGGAAAAGAUGGAAUCAAUCACAGUGGACACGAAGCCACACCGCUCUCCCAUGAAGUCUCCCAUGGUCACCCACCCUAUCAGCCCGCCUAGCUUUCCCUCGCCACACAAUCGGGGUGAUAUGGGCAUGGAUGAGUACAUGGGUGACAUGACGGAUCCCCAGUACUUUUUGUCGCCCUGGGACACCUACACGAUCGGCGGUAUCGACAUGUACCAAGGUGAUCCUGGGACCAUCCCGCUGGAAAGGGCCGACAUUUCGAUGGAUUUUGGUGUAAACGAUCUGUCUGCCCCUACAUCAGAGCCGAUGACGGCGAGUUCCUCGCGCGGGUCACACACCAGGGAGACGAGCAUCGUCUCGGCAGCCGAAUAUGAAACUACAGUGAGGCAACGGCAAAAUCAGCAUGGACAGGCGGAUUUGUCCUUGUCGACCAUGCCGACCGACAGCUCCAUCCCCGAGUUUGAGGUUGUGCAGGUGGCCGAAGGGGCGUGGAACCUGGCGCGAUGUUUACCGCCUUUGCCCACAACCAACUGUCCACGCACGGCGAUUGUGCAUCUCGAGUGCCUGGAGAAAAAGUCAAAACAAGAAGGGACGUGGAGUUCGUUGGAGAAAUACCUGGAGCAAGCGCCAGACGUGGCUGAUUUGGGGUCGGUGGUACCGAUCAAGGACCGCACACGUGAUCAGCUGCUGGCCAUCACGCAAGGAUUUCUCUACAAGGCUCUCGACAUUCAUCGCAGCAGCAUUCCGCCCUCCUCAUACAGGCCUGGACAUCCCAACGCCGGGGAACCUUCCAACUUCAACUACAUUGUGCUGCCGCCGUCCAAGAUUUUGGAGUAUUUUUUGAGCAGCUAUGUCAGAAGUUUGUCGGUGUACUAUCCCUUGGUCAACGGGGGCGUGGAUCCCAAUGAAAUGCUGCUGCAGGACAACUUGGCCUCGACACUCUUGGUCCUGCUCAUGAUUGCCCAAGGAGCGGCUGCGAUGCCCAUGGCUGAGGCGCGAUACCUUUCGGCUGGCUUGACCGAGACGUGCCGGAUUUCGUUAUUUGAUAUUGUCGAAAAAGACGUCGAGUUGUCAGCAGACCCGAUUACUCUGCGGUGCGCUUUACUUUUCCUCGUGCUGGGUGCGUGGAGCGGUGACAAGUGGUUGAUGGACAUUGCCAUGGGUCAGCGGGGGAUGUAUAUUUCCAUGCUCAAACACGCAAGCAUGAUGGAGUCGCAGCCUGCCAUGAUUCCUGUGUUCAACAAGUCCAGCGACCUUGAGCUGGAAUGGCACCAUUGGAAAGAAAGAGAAAGAAGGAACAGGCUGGUUUACAACUACGUCAUGCUCGACCAGGAGCUCUCCCUCUUCCACGACGUCACGCCCCUUUUUGCCAUCACCGAACUCAAAUGUCCUCUCCCCGGCCCGGAGCCCCUCUGGCAGUGUCAGACAUCCGCUGAAUGGCUCAACAAGAUGCAAUCGGCGUACGGCUCCACUGCCAACGUGAACCCCCAGCUCCUCGAAGCCGCCACCGUGACGCCCUCCCUCUGCGAUUUGUUCCAAGACUUCCUCCAUGACAACCUCUCCCGCCGCCAGAGCCAAGGCGGCCUCUCGCCCCAGCAGCUCAGACUCCUCCUCCACCCCAUCCAGUCCCUCAUCUGUCACCUCCGCCAAAUGCUCUCUUGCUUUUCUGACGUUCUCAGCGGCGGUCCCAUUUCCCGCUCGCGCAACCCGGGCACCAUCACCCGCUCCUCCACCCAGCAGCGCAUGGACGAGGUGCAAACCCUUUUGGCCAAGUGGUAUGACAUGACGCGGGCUUAUCUGCAAAGAGAACCAAACUGCCCCAUAACGCGUUGCAACCUGGUGCUGUACCAUCUCAUCUCCCUCAACGCGACGGCCAACUUUCCCGAGAUUGAAAGACUUGCCAGGAGGGAAGCGUUCUCGGCCGAGGGCACGGACUGGUCGUGGGAGUUGAAUCUGAGGUCGAAGAGGUGCAUUUUCCAACGGGAUCAGUCGAUGUACCACUGCGGGCAGGUUUUCAAGUUGUUGAGGGCGAUGCCGAACAAUCGGCGUCCGGCGUGGUGGAGCGCGGCGAUGUAUAGAGCUACCAUGGUGCUUUGGGCCAUGAGUUUGACUUGGGGGCAGAAUCCGGGGUUAGUGGAUGCUGGCGGCGCUGGGGCUGGUGUUCCUGGUUCGUCGACGUCACCGGUUAUCAAGCAGCAGAAUCCGGAGGAGGGUGGUGUGAUUGCCGCGGCGGGGGCGGGGGUGGGGGCGAGAGCGGGAGCGGGAGGAGGGGGAGGGGAACAAGUGGUGGUUAUCGAUCAGAUAACUACGGAGGAGGAGAAGAGGGUGAUGCCGGUUUUGUGGGAGGACUCUACGGUUGUAGCGCUGACGAGAUUGCCGCAGCAAGGAGGUGGGACGGUCGUGAUUAAGACGAGGGAAAGCAAACCGGGGGAGUCGUCGGGGGAGAUUUUAAGGUAUGCGAUUCAGAAUAUUGAUGCUGGGUUCAGCUCGAGGGUGGGGGAUGGGAUUAAAAGGAAGUUGGAGCAGCUGGGGAAGAACUGGGACGGAGGAGCCGGUUCAGAGGUCCAUGGGCUUCCAGUCAUGAGUUGA